AAACCCAUGUCGUUUCAUCUUCUCCCACUGCCGAUCAGUGGGUUUCCUUUCACUACCAUAUUUGGUAAUGACUGGAAACGCAAAGCGGAUGCUUCACAUUUAUACAUCCGGGGAAGUAUCUGUCUGGUUGUUCUGUCUGUAGCACUGAUCGCAACGUUGUACGGAUUGUUUUGUUUACGCUACCGCGAAACGCAGUUGCUGAUGAAUUGGUUUGGAUUUGGCUUCAACGGCUUUGGGCAAAUACGAACGAAUGAAAAAUUGACUGAUGGGGAAAGUGCCGGAGAUGCCAACGUGACAUAUCCAAUCUCUAUUGAUAUUGUUUGUCGGAAUUUGGAAGAGGAGCCUGUCCAAAUCUGUCAACAUAAUAGCAAUGUUGAUACGCAGAUCAGGACAAGUUGGAGUCGAAGAGCAGCUCUGCAUUCAAAUAGUGAUGGAAGGCUGUGUUUGGCAGGUUUUGGAGUAGGGGCCCCCAGUCAGAGAGGAUGUGGUGGCUGUGUAGAGGAAAGCCGAGGGUGCCAGGAUGCACAUAUCAGCGAGGGAUAUCUGGCCCUGUCUUUCACAGACAGAGUAGAGUGCUGGAACUCUGAGCGAAAUGAGAAGAAACCAGGGUGGAGUAUGGUGAUUCCAGAUAAUACUGGGCCCUCACUAGCAUUCCCAUUAGUUCCAGGAGGGUACAUAGCUUCCAACCCUCCCUUUUACCGCCCACUUUCCCCACAACUACUGGCUGUUAGCCUGGCACUAGGCACAGAGCACGCAGUCCUCCUUACUGCAUCUGGAGACAUCUACACCUGGGGUUCAGGCAGCCAUGGGCAGCUGGGACAUGGGGACCUGAGCCCGCAGGAGGAGCCCAGAGCAGUGGAGGCACUAAUGGGUAUGUCCAUGAGCACUGUGGCCGCCGGGGGUUGGCACUCUGUCUGCACCAGUGCUGGGGGAGACCUGUACGUGUGGGGCUGGAAUGAGAGUGGCCAGGUGGGACUGCCAUCACGAGCCCUAAGAGGAGAGCAGCAGAAGAGCCAGGACACAGGUGGUGCCAGCACAUGUAAUGAUGAAGAGAGCUACGACGAGGUGUUCAUAUCAAUACAGGCCUUCCCAGCCCUGGUGGAUGUUACUCAGUCAUGUGAGGUCAGCAAGAUCAGCUGUGGGUCACGUCACACUGCAGCAGUCACAAGUACAGGUGAUCUCUACACUUGGGGCUGGGAUAACUUCUGAGAACUUUCUGCUUCGAUAACUUUCCAAAGGAGCCACUUCCCUUUACGGAAUAUUAUUAAGUAGAAGUGCCACCUGCUAUUCUGCGGCUGCCUGCGCCAAUGGAACCCAGACCUGAGUUGUGUUCGAAUACUCAUAAUAACCGUACUAUUUGUGACGUGAAUUGAGUAUAUAUAGUAUGCUUAUUCAAGUACUGCUCUUCUCUGUAUCACGGAGGCGCUCCGCACUGCUAAAGCUAACUCUCUCUCCUCUGCUCUCAUCCUUCUAGACCUAUCGGCUGC
Molecule: messenger RNA, 1487 nt
Organism: Oncorhynchus masou masou (cherry salmon)
Lineage: Eukaryota; Metazoa; Chordata; Actinopteri; Salmoniformes; Salmonidae
Gene: rccd1
Product: RCC1 domain-containing protein 1
Exons: 8
Coding region: 7-1209 (400 amino acids)
Source: RefSeq, a predicted model, not a curated record